GACUGACUCUCUGUCCUUGUAUUUUAUGUAUGGACAUCAGAUCAGGGAUGCGCGCAGUUGCUUGGCUGCGUUUUGCUUUAAGGUGCCACACAACACACCCCUAGGGACCUUUCUCACUUCUUUCUUUCCUUCUUUCCUGCCUCUCACUCUUUCUCUUUCUUCUCUCUCUCUCCCUCAUUCAUCCCUUCCAUCGUUUAUUCCUUCAAGUCAUCCCCUCGUCACUCGUUCGACUUGUUUAUUAUUCUUUCUAAUUCUCACUCUCGUUAUUCCUCUUUCCACGAAAUCUCCGUAGCUUUCAAGCUCGUUGUUAAAUCCUCUGCAAUUCUAAUUGUCUCUUUGUACUACUCUUGGAUCACUGUAUAAUUUCUUCGCAUUCCAAUUUCCCUGUCAGAAUGAAGGGCUCCUCUAUCACUGCUGCGCUCUCUUUGAGUGCUUCCUCUGUCCUGGCGGCCCCUGCACUCCAGGCCCGUGAUGAUGUUACCGCCAUUACAGUCCAGGGUAACGCAUUCUUCAAAGGCAAUGAUCGUUUCUACAUUCGUGGUGUCGACUAUCAACCUGGUGGUUCUUCCAAAUUGGCAGAUCCCAUCGCCGAUGCCGACAGUUGUAAGCGGGAUAUCGCCAAGUUCAAGGACCUUGGCCUGAACACCAUCCGUGUCUACUCCGUCGAUAACUCGCAGAACCAUGAUGAGUGCAUGAACGCCCUGGCAGAUGCUGGCAUCUACCUGGUUCUUGACGUCAACACUCCCGAUUACUCCCUCAACCGUGAAGACCCCGCAAGGUCCUACAACGAUGUGUAUCUCCAGUACAUCUUCGCAACGGUCGACAAGUUUGCCAAGUACAAGAACACCCUGGCUUUCUUCUCCGGAAAUGAGGUCAUCAACGACGGUCCUUCGUCCAAGUGUGCUCCUUAUGUGAAGGCCGUGACCCGUGACCUUCGUUCGUACAUCCGCGCUCGUGGCUACCGCGAGAUUCCCGUCGGAUACUCUGCUGCCGAUAUCGAUACCAACCGCCUUCAGAUGGCUCAGUACAUGAACUGCGGUACCGAUGACGAGCGUAGUGACUUCUUCGCUUUCAACGACUACUCGUGGUGUGACCCCUCCUCCUUCAAGAUCUCUGGCUGGGAUCAGAAGGUCAAGAACUUCACUGGCUACGGCCUUCCUCUCUUCCUGUCCGAGUACGGAUGCAACACCAACACCCGGAAAUUCGAGGAAGUCAGCGCCCUGUACUCGACUCAGAUGACUGGCGUUUACUCUGGUGGUUUGGUCUAUGAGUACUCCCAGGAAGCCAGCAACUAUGGACUCGUCAAUAUCCAGAACGGCAAGGUGUCUACCCUUGCUGACUACGAUGCUCUGAAGUCUGCCUUCGACAAGACCAGCAACCCCCAGGGUGAUGGCGGCUACAACAAGACUGGUGGUGCCAGCGCUUGCCCGGCCAAAGACUCUCCUAACUGGGACGUCGACAACGAUGAUCUCCCUGCGAUCCCCGAGCCUGCUAAAAAGUACAUGACCCAGGGAGCUGGUGCCGGUCCGGGCUUCUCUGGCUCUGGUAGCCAGACUGCUGGAACAGCAUCCAGUACCACUGCUCAGCCAGGCUCUGGUUCCUCUGUCGCCGCCGCCAACGGAACCGCUUCAACCUCGAGUGGAGCUGCUUCUGGUCUCCAGAUCCCUAGCCUGAACCUUGUGCCCCUCGUUGUUGGAAUGGUGACUAUUGGUUCGAGCCUGCUGGGCGCCGGUCUCAUUCUCGUCUAAUUGACGGAUUCCGGCAUUUCCCUCACGAUCUCAGCCUUUUUUUUUUUUUUC
This is a messenger RNA of Aspergillus ochraceoroseus IBT 24754, 1799 nucleotides long. RefSeq names its product 1,3-beta-glucanosyltransferase gel1 (gene gel1). The record is from RefSeq and is a predicted model, not a curated record. The transcript has 2 exons. NCBI's taxonomy places the organism in Eukaryota, Fungi, Ascomycota, Eurotiomycetes, Eurotiales, Aspergillaceae. Gene Ontology annotation, biological process: fungal-type cell wall (1->3)-beta-D-glucan biosynthetic process. Gene Ontology annotation, cellular component: cytoplasm; fungal-type cell wall. Gene Ontology annotation, molecular function: 1,3-beta-glucanosyltransferase activity. The coding region runs from base 393 to 1748 and encodes 451 amino acids.